AUCUCCUACCAAUGAGAAGUACACGAAUUGUUCGCCAGAGCGCUUCGUUCACUUUCAUCCGGUCGCAGACGGUUGCCUCCUUUCGGCUGUUAAUCAUUUAGUGCCUCAACAAUCACUAACAAUCACCCCUCGAUUUCAAAUUUCACCGCGUUAGCGCCGUAUACAUGACUGAUGAUCUCAGAAGUCAUCUCACGAAUCUUGUUCAGUCAACAAUAACCACUCGUGCCGAUACAAGCAGUCUAACAAGAAAUAUACACGACGAAGAUCCAAGGUCGCCUGCAGUUUUCGUAGAAAGUCAAUCGAACGCAUACGAGGAAACUGUUGUUCGCUGUAGCAGCUUCAGUGAGUGAUGCAGUUCGCCGUGGGCAUUGGAAGAGACCAUUUCACAUGAUCGUGCAGUCACGUUACUUCGACCUUAAUUAUCAAUUUGUUCGGUUUUUUAAAUCAUUUUAUCGAUUUCUGAUUACUCUACGACCAUACCGUUUACUUAAUUCCAACGCUAAUCGAGGAAUCAGACGAUUUGUACCUUAAAAGUGUAAAGAAGUUACAGAAAGAUUGUUAGUAACGGACAUCGAGAAACUGUUGUUGGAACAUAGCAACCACUACGGAAGACUAAGCCAGAGGAAACACAGAGAUCUCAUAAUAGAAAAAAAUAGAAGAAGAAACGAAAACGAUUCUAGUCAACAAAUUCCGGAAAAACGGUAGCAAUAAGACACCGAAGUGUCUAGAAUUUGCCUUCAAAUCUCAAAAAAGACUAAGUAUAUUUUUAACUUAGAAUGUAACACCUUAGACGAUUAGCAAAUCCUAGAGAAAUUCUGUCUAAUUCGUGUAUAAUCUCGAGCAGUCCUUCCAUCCUUCUUAUUCCCAAACUUAUUGGAUAGAAUCAAUCAUGGCGAGCGUCGAUAAGAACCUCGAAGAGCUAAUGUCGUACCUGGGCGAGUUUGGGAAGUAUCAAUGCUGGCAGUUCUCCUUGCACAUUAUCGGUGCCUUGACAGCCGGUCUUCACAUGCUGACACUGCUAACAGUAGCAGCCGUCCCUCCUCACAAAUGCGACAUUCCGGAGUCCUUAGGCUCCCUAAAUGCUUCAUCGGCUGCCUGGAACGCGUCGUUUAUGCUGGAAGAUCUCCCUCGAUCGGUAGACGCUUGUCACUACUUAGACGUAAACAAUACUAUGCAAAAAUGCAACUCCUGGACGUACGACACCCAGUACUUCCAAUCGUCUCGUGGAAUGGAAUGGAACUUCGUGUGUUCCCAGCGCUGGAUGGGUUCACUGGCCCAGUCGGCCUAUAUGUUCGGCGUUUUCAUCGGUGCAGUGUCCCUAGGAAGCCUAGCGGACAAGUACGGCCGCAAAAUCAUCUUCUACGUGUCCGCAGUGGCUCAACUAAUCCUCGGAGUGAGCGUCGCUUUAGUGAACGACUACUAUAUUUUCUUAUCUCUGAGAUUCCUCUACGGAAUCUUCGGAUCAGCUGGAGCCUAUAUCACAGGAUUCGUGUUGACUAUGGAGCUAGUCGGCGCAUCUAAGAGAACAGUCUGCGGAGUGAUGUUCCAGUUAGCGUUCGCAGUUGGAUUCAUGCUGGUAGCGGUCUGGGGAUCUGUGAUCAAAGAUAGAAUGUGGCUGCAGAUCGCCUACGGUAUGCACAGUGCUCUUUUGAUCGGGCACUGGUGGCUCAUGGAUGAGUCUCCGAGAUGGCUUUGGGCCCAAGGCAGGGUCAGUGAAGCCCUAGUGAUAGUUCAGAAAGGUUUGAGGAUGAAUGGGAACAACGUGGACAUCGAUGCAGCUAAACUGAUCAGCGAAGCAAAGGUCCAGCGCGUCAGGCAAGAAGAAAGGUCUUACGGGGCCUUGGAUCUCUUCAGGACGCCAAACUUAAGGAAGAAGAUGUUGAACGUCUGCCUGAAUUGGUUCGCCAACUCUCUCGUCUACUACGGACUGUCGCUGAACGUAGGCAACCUGGUUGGCAAUCCUUUCCUGAUGAUGUUCCUGAGCGGUCUUGUCGAACUGCCUUCUUACAUUCUAAUGUGCCUGUUGAUGGACAGGACUGGGAGAAGAUGUGUAGUUAGCACCUUCAUGCUGAUUGGCGGAGUUUGCUGCAUUGUAGCUUCCAGUGUGCCAACUGGGAGCAGCGUGGCUGCUACCGCGAUUGUGGUGAUCGUUUUGUUUGGUAAAGCAUGUAUAGCCGGUUCGUUCGCUGUCAUCUACAAUUAUACAGCCGAGUUGUUCCCUACCGUGGUCAGGAACACUGCUCUGGGUAUCGGGUCUAUGUGCGCUAGACUGAGCGGAGCUUUAACGCCUAUGAUCAUGCUGUUGGACUCGUUUAAUCCCAAAGUGCCAGCGGUCUUGUUUGGGUUCGUUGCUCUGGUGUCCGGGUUUUUAGCAUUGUACUUGCCUGAGACAGUCAACCAGCCGAUGCCUGAGAGCAUUGAGGAUGGUGAAAACUUUGGGAUCGGUGACACGGUAUUUACAACUUGUCUGGGACCGAAGAGGAAGACUAGUGCUAGUUACGAAGUAACGAUGAACCAACUAGGAGAAAAGGACGAGAAGGAGAAACUUAAUCAAGCUGAGGCUGCGAAGUGAAAUGUGAAAGUGAUGAUGGCUUUCGCGAGAUGUCCCAGUGGUUCUCAUUGAGAGCGCAGUGGUGUAUGACAGUAGGGUGGCUCGCAAUACUAAUGCGAUCUUGUGAUGUAAUUUAUAUUGAUCGGAACCAUUCUAUGUAUUAAUCGGACGGUGUUAAUGAUAAUGAAAAACAAACGAUGUUGCAUCGCAAUUAGCAACACAUACAUAAUAAAUAUCUUUGAUACGAACUAAAUGUCAGCUUUUAUUAGUGGACAAAUAGAAACAAAAAAAUUGUUAAUAAAUUAAUACGUGUAGCUUGUUUAAAUUAUCAAACAUAUAUUUUUAGACGUAUCUGCAGGUUUAAUUUAUUUACUCAAAUUUCACAUGAGUACUCAGUUAUCGAUUUCACUUAAUUAAUGAUAUUUAAUGAUUUUUUUCUAAUUUAUUGAAUGUAAGUAAAAAAAUACACAAACACGUACGAUAAAUUUCCUUAAACACUUCAUCAUAGUAAUAUCUGUGCGACCAAUGAGAACUCAUGCAGUUGCAGGUUAGAACGGUUUAGGUUUCUAAAGAAAAACAUUUUUUAAUUUAAAAAUAUAAUUAUAGACAUUUUUAAAUGUACAUCCAGAUUUUCAUAUAACUGAAAAUUAGAUAAGAACUGAUAACUAUCGCUCUGUCUUAUGUCUGCAGAUCAACGAAAGCACUAUGUAGCAUAAUAUAAGGAAACAAUUUAUCAAAAAGUACGUGUCGAGUAACGAGCUGCAUCUGUAGCAUGGUUAUUUUGUAACUCGCUACCGUGUUAUCCAAUUACGAUAACUUAUCCAUACUGCAGGUUUUCAAUUGCGAUCGUAAUACAAGUAUGGUAACACAGGAGAACUAUUUAUCGAUAUUUUACGCAUGACUGUAAUCACGCAUGCUAAAUUGGAAUAGGACAUUCCACCAGAUAAGGUGAACGUGAAACGUCUUUUAAGAAAUGAAACUUCAAUAUAUACCGAUAUAUUUUUCUAUUAUUUUAUAUCAUAGUAAUUACGACUAAAUACAUUUUAAGGCGAAUUCAAGUUUAUAUAUGUAAUGCAUAAAUUCAUGUUAUGCAAUGAAGUAGAAAUAAAAUUCUAUUUUGAGAUAUUUUCCACUAUUUUAAGCAUUAGGUAGCUUUUUUAAAUUCUACAGCGUUCAAAUAUUUUAAAAAUGUAUAAAUAUUAACCUAUUAAUACGUUCUUCAAGUUGUAAUUUAUUGCGGUGACACUAUACUAAGCGUUUAACAUUCUUUCUUGCAAACGUGUGUGACUUACUGUUUGACAUAUGUACGUAAUUAAGAACAUCCAUAUACAACUGUUUCAAUAAAAACGCACAAUUAGACAGACAGUAACUCGCGUAGCUUUUAAUUUACGGUUGAUAACGUAAUUGGUUUAGCGUGAAUAAAGGAUAUAACGAUACAUGAUACUAUUUUGUACAAUAUUUCAGCAUUUUGGUGCAUUUCAGAACCAUUUGAAUGAUAAAUACAGUAAUAAAAAUGAUUCAUUUAUUAUAAGAAGUGAAAAUUAAAUAGCAAUUUUGCUUUUUCGUUAAUGAUUUUAAAAAGAUAAAUGUAAUUCAUUGACAUUCUUAAAUUCAUUGAAUCAUUUUACUACUUCAAAUUACACGUACCUAUUUUCAUCGUAAAUGCAUAAAAUCCACAAUUUAAUAAUAAGUGUGUUAUGUUAGUUUACUAUCUCAGACCUGUUUCGUAAAAGGAAAUUGUUCGUUCUAUUGAGUGAGCAAGCAUGUAACUUAUAUGAACUAAUUUGUUUUUCUUUAUAACUAACGAAAACAAUUUCAGCUUAGCAUAAAACAAUACUGCAUAUGUUAAGUUGGAGUUAAAUCUCGUCGAUUAGUUUUUAAUUACUUUCUAGCGUGCUUUAAGAAGCAGAUGUUCUUAAAGAUUUGGAUGACGCUUAUUUAUACUUCGGUUAUUGUCUGAUAUCUGUAUACCAAGAUAUACAUAACUAAGAAUACUUAAAUUAGAAGAUAAGCAGCUUGUUAUGUUAUUUUUUUAUGUUUUCUGUCAGCUAUUUCUUUGCUUACUAAUAUUUCGAUUAGACACCUCCGAAAUAUAAUUAUUUGAUUGUGGAUUUUAUGCAUUUUUGACAAAAAUGACUAAAACAAAAACAAAAAAUUAAGAACAUUAGAAGAAUUUGAGAAUAACUUAUGUAUUAUGUAUAACUUAUUCAAAUUAUUAAAAGUGAUAAGACAGUUCCAUCUGACUUGCAAUUCUUAUAAUUAAUUUAGACAAUGUUUAUUUUGCAUAAAUAUCCGCAGUCUAAUAUAAUUAGUUAAUUUAAGUGCUUAUUGAACCUAUCCAUAAUUACUAGAAUUGUAAUCAUGUUGAGUUAACAAAUGGAAUGAUCGUAAAUAGAACUCUGUCAAAAUGCUUUUGUGUGAAUUACGUAGUAAUGUAUAGAAUUAAUUUAAAGGUUGUGUUACAUUGACAUCGAAUUUAGUCUAUCCAUUAUAAUUAAGUUCGGCCUGUGAUGGGUUACAUUCAUGUUAAAUCUAAACUAUAUCUACUUUGAGCCUUUCAACGAGUAUUAUUUUACUAAUACUCUUAGAAGAUUGUAAACAGAAUUGGAUGUAUAAAUAUUUUUAUUAUAAUUCGUUAUAAUCGAAAGAUGGUAACGUUGCAAUACAACAAACAAUACAUCACAUCUUUUAGCCCUCCCAGUACCGGUGAUUGGGUGUUUACGCGCAGCUCCACGUUCGGGUUCAGACGGGCCCAUGACCUUACGUAUACGAACAUUUUAAACCAAAAUUUUGUUGCUGUUAUCACCAUUAUUAUUAUUAUUACUAUUAUUAUUACUAUAAUUUUACUGUACUUGUCUACAUGGUAAUUACAUUUGCUACAUUUGUUUUUGUAUUUGUUGUCGUUACACUAACAUAAACAAACGUUAGUCAAACGGUCAAGGCAAGCCUCGAGUUCCGGGUCCGAAAAACCCCAGACCUGGUACAGUGAGAGUUAGUAACAAAUAUUGUAAGCGUAUCAAUAAUUUCUUAGACUGGGAAAGCAAUAAUUUCAAUAAAAGAGAAUGUUCAUUUAAGAAUGAA
This is a messenger RNA of Megalopta genalis, 5632 nucleotides long. Its product is annotated as organic cation transporter protein. Lineage: Eukaryota; Metazoa; Arthropoda; Insecta; Hymenoptera; Halictidae. Gene Ontology annotation, molecular function: transmembrane transporter activity. The record is from RefSeq and is a predicted model, not a curated record. Gene Ontology annotation, cellular component: membrane. Gene Ontology annotation, biological process: transmembrane transport.